Molecule: messenger RNA, 1155 nt
Organism: Drosophila rhopaloa
Lineage: Eukaryota; Metazoa; Arthropoda; Insecta; Diptera; Drosophilidae
Gene: Or82a
Product: odorant receptor 82a
Exons: 6
Coding region: 1-1155 (384 amino acids)
Biological process (GO): detection of chemical stimulus involved in sensory perception of smell; sensory perception of smell
Cellular component (GO): plasma membrane
Molecular function (GO): odorant binding; olfactory receptor activity
Source: RefSeq, a predicted model, not a curated record
AUGGGUGUUCUGUUUCAAUUGCAGGAGAACUGCCUUCGGGCGAUGGGGCACAGCCACGCUAAGGAAAGUACCGAAGACAGAGCCUUGAGCCUGAAGCACAUUAGCUCACUGCUGUUCGUUGUAUCGGCGCAGUAUCCACUGAUCUCGUAUGUCGUCUACAACCGCAAUGACAUGGAGAAAGUCACAGCUAGUCUAAGUGUAGUGCUUACCAACUUACUGACUGUUGUUAAAAUUACUACAUUCCUGGUGUACAAGCAGGACUUUUGGAAAAUGAUGAGCCGCUUCCGGAAAAUGCAUCAGCAAUCAAGUCCGAGUUCGAGAAGCAAGGACGGAACGGACUACGUGACCGAAGCUAAUAAGCUGGCCACCUUUCUGGGAAGGGCUUAUUGCCUGUCCUGCGGCCUAACAGGACUUUACUUCAUGCUGGGACCCAUUGUGAAAGGCGUGGCUAGCAGCUGGCGAGGCACAUUAUACGUCAGGGAGCUGCCCAUGCCGAUGAAGUUUCCGUUCAACGAUGUGGACAGUCCCGGAUACGAAGUUUGUGUUCUUUACACAGUACUAGUCACUGCCGUCGUUGUAGUCUACGCCUCGGCCGUCGACGGUUUAUUUAUUUCGUUCGCCAUCAAUCUGCGAGCCCAUUUCCAGACUUUGCAGGGAGAAAUCAAAAACUCAGACUUUGCCUUACCCGAAAAGGACACUCAAGCUGGUCUAAAAUCUCUUGUGGACUAUCAUGAUCUACUGCUCUUCUUAUCCAGAAAAUUACGAUCGAUUUACACGCCGACCGUUUUCGGACAGUUCGUCAUAACAUCGUUGCAGGUGGGCGUAAUAAUAUAUCAACUUGUGACGAGCAUGGACUCGGUGAUGGAUCUUCUGCUAUACGCGUCGUUUUUCGGUUCCAUCAUGCUGCAAUUAUUCAUUUACUGCUAUGGCGGCGAAAUCAUUAAGGCUGAGAGUCUGCAGGUUGAUUUUGCUGUGAGGCUCUCCAACUGGUACCUAGCUUCUCCGAAGCUACGAAGAUCUUUGGCAUUGAUCAUUCAGCAGUCCCAACGGGAAGUCCUCAUCAGGGCCGGCUUUUUUGUGGCUUCUCUGGCGAACUUUGUCGGGAUUUGCCGGACAGCUUUAUCGCUUAUAACGCUAAUCAAAUCCAUUGAGUAA